AUGACGCGCUGGCCCGGGAGCGGCGACUCCGCGGGCACCUGGCCCCUGCAGCUUCCUGCCGCGACACCUGCGCGCUGGACCAGACCGACGCCUAGCGAAUCGGACUCGCCUCCCUUCCCAGGCUCUAUCCGGAGCCACCAGCGCGUGAGCAGCGGUGCUCAGAGAGCAGGCAGCCCACUGUCCGGGAGUGUCAAGACCUUUCUGGAACGACACUCAUCUCCCCGCUUAUACAUACCCCAGAACCUCAGUGCGCACCGGGUGGCGCGGUGGCGCGCACUUGGCACAGCCGGGCAGGCGGACGCGGACUCCGGAGGGGCGAGCAGGUCACCUCCAAACAGUGACAGACCCGGUGUACCGGGGGCCCCCAUCUGGAGCCGACUCACCCUAGGACUUGGCGGCCAGGCGGCGCGGCCCUUGGCCCGAAGGAGCACAGGGAGGAGGGGAGGUGGCUCCCCUCCUCCUCCUUCUCCUCCUCCUCCUUCUCCUCCUCCUCCUCCUCCCUGCGCUCCUCUGGAGGCCGCUCCCGCUCCAGCUGCGGCGCCGCGGCCACAUCUGGGGCGCCCAUGUGCGCUCGGGGGCUCGGCUGCGCCCGCCCCGCCGCCGCCCCCGUCCCCCCCUGCCCGCAGGGUGGUCCCCGGCCCGACCCGGGACCUGGGCAACCCGUCUUCCCCGCCGCCACCGCCGCCGGGGGUUUGCUCCGCAGCCGGCUUGGACGCCCCCGGCCCCGCCGUGGCUCCGCCGUGGUGCGGCGGCGGCGGCGACGGAGGCAGCGGCUCCUGCUCCCCCGGCCCGGCGCGUCCCGCUGCGCCCAGCGCCGGCCCCGCGGGCUCGGGGAGCGGGGCCCCGGCAGGGGCCGAGGCUGGAGCCGCGCUCCCGGGCUCCCGGGCUCCGACUCCUCCUCCCCCGCCGCCGCCGCCGCCGCCCGCCGCGCCGGGUCCUAAAGCCGCGCGUCUCAGGAGGAUGGUGCGUCUGGCGGCUGAGCUGCUGCUACUGCUGGGGCUACUGCUGCUCACACUGCACAUCACGGUGCUGCGCGGUUCGGGAGCCACAGACGGGCGGGACGCGACUGCGGCCAACGCCAGCCGGACCCAGCUGCAGAAUAACCUCAACGUGGAAAGUGCCUCUACAUCAGAAACCAGCUCUCCUCUCUCCAAAGAAGCACCAGGCAAGCAUUUGGACCACCAGGCUGCACACCAACCCUUCCCUAGACAGAAAUUCCAGCAAGAGGCUGGGCAUCCUUCACUGCAAAGAGAUGGCCCCAGAUCUUUUCUCCUUGAUCUACCAAACUUUCCAGAUCUUUCCAAAGCUGAUAUCAAUGGGCAGAAUCCAAAUAUCCAGGUAAAUCUUGGCAACUGAAAAGUGAAAGAAAGUGAAACAGACCUUGUCUUUGUUUCCUGAUCUGAUUCCAAAGCACCUCCUGCCUUACCUCACAUUCUCUUUAACCUCGUAAUGAGUCUUGUUAUGUAAUCCUGUUAUGUUAUCUCUGGAAGAACAGUGUUGUAUUUCGUCUGUGUAAUACCC
This is a messenger RNA of Phacochoerus africanus (Common warthog), 1521 nucleotides long. Its product is annotated as basic proline-rich protein-like. NCBI's taxonomy places the organism in Eukaryota, Metazoa, Chordata, Mammalia, Artiodactyla, Suidae. The coding region runs from base 1 to 1356 and encodes 451 amino acids. The transcript has 5 exons. Gene Ontology annotation, biological process: negative regulation of angiogenesis. The record is from RefSeq and is a predicted model, not a curated record.